Etheostoma cragini (Arkansas darter) is the source of this 3526-nucleotide messenger RNA. RefSeq lists its product as uncharacterized. The coding region runs from base 137 to 2911 and encodes 924 amino acids. The transcript has 5 exons. Gene Ontology annotation, molecular function: calcium ion binding; protein binding. Lineage: Eukaryota; Metazoa; Chordata; Actinopteri; Perciformes; Percidae. The record is from RefSeq and is a predicted model, not a curated record.
GCCCUGAGAGUGGGUCAGGCAUGGAGAGAGCCCGUGGUUGUGCGUGUGUCUAAUGUUUUUAUUCCGUACUGAGAGUCGGGAAAGCUAGUCUCACCGAACCCAGCUUAAGGCAGAGAGAGAGAUCUAUAACUGAAAAAUGGUUUUAGUAACACCAGUGCUGUUGCUGCUGUCUUUGGUAUCCCUGCAAGCUGUCGCAGAGAUUUGCCGGGGGGCGCACUGCUACGGCGCGGAAACCGGUGAUCCAAGACCGUGCACCGGAGCGCACUGUCCGGGGAGUAGAUCCUCCAGAACGCCGCGGCAGUUUAACCCGACAACGCAGGGGAGAGCGGCGCAUAGAGUUGCCAGCCAACACCAUGCGUACCCGAGCUAUUCAAGAGCGGCAUCGGAAGCCUAUCCCGCUGUCCAGACACUUCGCGUGCGGCACAGUGACAGCGGCACACGUGUAAAAGCGCCUGAAGUUUUACCUGCGCGAUGCACCGAAGCGGACUGCGCCGCUCUUGUGAAACAACUUCAGCCCACUAAUGGCACCCAAGACUGUAGGGGAAUCGAGUGCAGACUGCCACUGAGGAUACGGCCAAAAGCUCGAGCUAAGUCUUGUGUGGGAGAGGGAUGUAGUUCAGAGGAGAGCCAGCCUGUCCAUCUGUCCGACAGAGCCGCACAGUUCCUGGGAGAUUUUCCGGAGGUUGGAUAUCCGUCAUCAGAACUUGGCGGCGCGCCUUUGGGUGUCCAGCUCACAUGUGACAUCAAGCCAGGGGAGAAUGAAGUUCCCUCAGAAGAUGCCCUCAUCUUGCACCUCCAGCUGGCAAAGGGGCAGGAGAAGCUGGUGGAGGCCCUGCGAGGCCAGCAGAUGGUCAUCCGUGAUCUGCAGCAGAAGCUCGCUGAACAACAGGAGGCGCUACUGUCCCAGCAGAGGGAGAUCCUGGACCAGCAGCGGCGCAUGUAUGAGCAGAUGGAUGUGGUAAAGGCCCAGUACGGCCUCCUCUCAGACACCGUCAAACAGGUUUCCUUCCAGGGUCUUCAGGCUGAGCUGCAGAGCUACUUCGAGAGCCACCUGGCGGGUCUGCAGAGCCAGGCCCGCAACCACCUGCGGAAGCCCCAUGCCGUGCACAAAAUGGACAUGGACUCAAAGGUGGUGGAUGUAGUGGGAGAGCCUCAUUUUCCUCAACCUCUGCUGGAAUGCCCUUCAACCUGUGGGAAGGAGGAGUUCUGUGAUUUUCAGAGGGACCCUCCUCAGUGUGAGAAAUGCACCAUGUGUCCACCGGGCUUCUUUCUGAUCUCACAGUGUUCUGCUACCGCAGACAGGAUGUGCCAGGACAGAGAUGAAUGUCUUGAAGUACCAAACAUUUGUGGAGAGCGAGUGAAGUGCCUUAAUACUCCAGGGGGGUUCAGGUGUCUGGGAGUUUCGGAGAGAGAAGCAAUGAUGGGCUUGUGUGGUCACGACUACUUCUACAACCAGGAGUUGCAGGAGUGCCAGGCCUGUUUUGACUGUGAUGGAGAGUCUGUGUCCUCUCCCUGCACAGCUAUCAGUGACUCAGUCUGCGGCCAACCUUCAGAGAGCCGGCUCUCCCAGUCUUGGGGGGCCAAUGUGGCAGUUCCCCCUGCAAGGACCUCUGGCGGCCACAUCUUCCCCGGGUUUCAGCUAAACAUCCAAGGCAGGGAGAGAAUUGAUCUGUUGGCCAACGAGGCGGGGCAGGUGACGUUCCUGCAGCAUGGCCUGGUGUGGUUGGAUCAUAACUUUGCGAUAAAACACAGCUGCAGGAACUUUCUUCAGGUAGGAAUGAGGCUCAAUGGAAGCCAGGAGGAGGAGGGCCGGGACCUCAGUGGUGUUCGCAUCGAACAGCCGGACGGGAAGUACUUCCAGGGUGUCAGCGCCAGCAUUGGAGUCGAGGUGGAGCCAAACCAAACUUUCACUCUGCUGCUCAAGAGUCCAAAUCAACACUGCAACCAGAGCAAGGAUCUUCACGUCUAUGAUAUCACCACCCCUUCUUUCAGCUUGCUCUGGUUGUCGCAUGACACCGGUGCUGUAGCUAUGACGGCACAAAUGUCCCUUUCGACCCAUUACCAGACCAGCUACAGACCAACUUUCCGCCUGACCUCAGUGUCGGACCCAUAUAUGAUCAUUCUAACCCACGACAACCGCGGAGUACGCUUCACAGAAAGUGGUGUUGUUAAGUUUGUCGUCCAACAGGCGCUUUACUCUAUGGGCCACACUUGCAUUCGGGAAGGUUUCUCCCUGAUUGCCUACACCAACCACAACGGGACUGGCCAGGAGGUGAUGCAAGCCUUCAAGACGGGCGUCAACUACAGGGACACCUCCAUCACCCUUUCUGGCGCUGUAAGCGUAGCCAGCGGGGACACGCUUAGCUUUGAGAUCACAUCUCCGUCCCAGUGCAACAUCCGCUACUUUGGGGACAGCACUGGGAUCAGUAUGCUGAGUCUUAUCUGGAUUCCCUCAGCAGUGUCGUCAGCCCUGACUGCUACCGUGUCCAGGACUGGUCUGCCUUUUGGAGCCGUCAGGAAUAAGCCGCUGUCAUUCCAGCAGAUCAGCCCGGACACACCACAAGUUCAUUUGGCCCACUCGGGGGAGCCAAACAGCCGGAAGAACUUUAUAUUCCAUGAGAAAGGGACGGCGAACAUAGCCCUCAACCUGAAGCUGAUACACUCCUGCAAUAUUGUAAAACUCACUUUGCAGCGGGUUGAGAAUCAAGGCCAGCAGGCGGGUCCUGUGGCUCAGCAGGUGGCUGGAUAUAUGCCUGAAGGGAGCGAGUGGGCCAGUAUCGGGCUGAGGGCCUCAUUUCCGGUCCAGAACGGUACAGCGAUAUAUGUUACUCUGGACUGCAUCCGCGGACGGGUUAACCAGAUAACACACGAGGGCGGCACUAACAUUUCAGUCUUCUGGGUUGCAGUGUGAUCCGAGAAGGGAUGACACCUUAGUCAUUAAUAUGAUUUGUGAAAAAAAAGACAGUUUUGCACAAUACUGAAUUGCAGAGCAGAUUAAAAAAAUUACCAAAUUAAGAGAGAAGACUAGAUGAAAAACUAUGUUCAUCAACUAUUACACACAUUUUGUCAUAUUUUUGAUUUAAAUGUAUGUUUCAUCACCCCUUUAGACUUUUAUUGUGAAAUCCCUUUUGUGUAUUAUUAACAUACAUAAGUACUGCUUUUUCUUGAAGUACUUCGGCUGGUUGAGCAGUGACCAAUUCUUCAUUGUGCUGGUUUGAUUGUGUGUGUGUCUGUACAGUGUGUGAGUGUGUGUACAUACAUGUGCAGUGAUGCUUAUAUAUUAUGUAUGAAUGUAUGUGUGUUUGUGUGACAUUGGCAUGCCUACUUUUCUAUGAGUCGGUUAAUAUGUACAAUAUAUCCUUCAAUUCCUGCACAUAUGUAACUUGCGUACUGUAACAAACCUUUUGGUGUUAUAUCAUUAGGCAUUUUAAAAUAGUUUGAUAUUUUGGGGGAUAUUAUUCACUUUCUGGAUGAGUUAAAGUAGAUAGAUGCCACCCACCAAUAUGAGUGGUAUCAAUCUUCUCGC